Messenger RNA from Daphnia pulicaria, 2050 nucleotides. RefSeq lists its product as uncharacterized. Gene Ontology annotation, biological process: protein peptidyl-prolyl isomerization. Bases 203 to 1966 code for a protein of 587 amino acids. NCBI's taxonomy places the organism in Eukaryota, Metazoa, Arthropoda, Branchiopoda, Diplostraca, Daphniidae. The transcript is spliced from 7 exons. The record is from RefSeq and is a predicted model, not a curated record. Gene Ontology annotation, molecular function: peptidyl-prolyl cis-trans isomerase activity; metal ion binding.
GAACAGAUUGCACGAUAUGACUCUAUUCGACACAGUAUGAUUAGAUAAGUUAUCUCAUUUUCCUCCCCUAUCAGCAAGAUGCUUUUUAAACGUUGAAGUACAUGCAACAAAGCAAAUCCUACAGAGAAAUCAACAUAAUUCGAAGAGUAGGACGUUAAGAACGUCUUUUUUCCCCUCACUUUUCGAAUAAGUUAAUUGCGUCAUGGCGUCCAUGAAAUCAUCAGCAACGAAGUGUGAUAUCUGCACACAAGAAUACGACACACUGAAAAGAAAACCAAAAUUUUUGGAAUGCUUCCAUACAUUUUGUCUAUUAUGUCUUGAGAAUUGUAAAACCAACGGAACUGUUAAUUGCCCAACAUGCGCCCAAGAUACGGAAUUACAUUCUGAACUAGACAAAAGCCUUCAAACGAACUUCUACAUAAUGAAGCAAUUGGAGAAUCCAAACCUUAUGGCUAUUGCUGAGAGUCCCGAUGUUGAGUCUCCGAAAAAUGUCUUUUACUGGUGCAUUAAUUGCAACACGACUGUCACGAAAAAUACAAGCUGCUUAAAAAUUCACGAUACGCAUGACUUGGAAGAUGAGACCGGAAGAGAGAUGGCCGAAAGUCACCUUAAAUCGCUUUUAAUAACGUGCAAGGCUCACGGGAAUAGGUCUUUGGUCAAGUAUCGAGAGAUGGAAUCGACUUUGAAAGCCGCAAAAAUUGCUCUUCAAGCUGUUGAAGCGCAAAUCGACACCCGCACCAAAGAAACCGAACAUCACAUCACCAAAAUUCAAAAUCAUUUAUCGGAAGUAGCUGAUCAAUUAAGCAAACCAUUAGAAGAAAAAGAAACGGGAGAAAAUAUUCACCGGUUAUUCCAGGAAUACAAUCAACUAAUGAGCGAAUUGAAACAAAAGAAAACGACGGAUUUCGAUUCAAUGCGCAAAGCAAUGGUCUCCGUUGACGUACAAAAUUCAAACAGUGAAAAGCUAUCAAUUCCUCUGCUCAAUCGUGCCCUAAUCAAUUUCCCUGCACAAGGAGCCAACGAACAGGAAUCGAAUAUUUUAACUUCUCUGUUCGUUUUGAUUCUAUUGAGCGUUCAAAUGGAAUCACCAGCAAAAUCUUCUGUGAUGCAGAGAAAGUUGAAAAUGACAAAAGCAAGGCGAAACACAACAGAAAUCAAAUUUCCAGAAGUCCCUGGAAAAGAAGCUGAAAAUAAAAAAAUAGGCAAACCUUUAACACGAACAGCUUCCUAUUUAGCACUAAGGCCAGAGUCAUUUGAACAUACUAAAACGGAUGUGUCCCUAGCAAAUCAAUGUUCCAGCAGUCAGCAAACGGAUUAUGAUAAAACUGGCCAGUUUCGUCCUACCAGGCAAGAGCAACUUAAUACUCGAAAUGAACCCUUGUCAUCGAGUUGGAAUCUAUCAAGCCUAGAAUUUCAACCAUUAAAAACGACCUCUCAAGAGACUUACAGCGUUAGGCCAUCACGGAUGAGGGCAUCGUCGUUGAUGUCAUUAAAAAACACAACAGUUGUCUUUAACCUAGCCGUAAAUGGAAGGCCGUACGGAAAUAUCGUCUUUGAACUUCGACCGGAUUUGGCUCCAGUCAUGUGCCAGCAAUUUGUUCAAAGUUGUCAAGCUACCGAAGGACCCGCUUAUCCUGGAACUGUCAUUUAUCAAUCGAAGCCGAAGACAUACAUCAUGGGAGGCAAAUUUCCAGGACCGGAAGCAUUAUACAUGGCGGAUCUUUCGCCUUUAAAAAAGACCCGCGGAGCCAUCUUUUUCCGAUUAAAACGCGACUAUGUAAAAACGCAAUGCAGUAUUGUGUCGACAGAAUUUUGCAUUCACCUUGGAGAAGAAAGUAACGAAAAUCAUCGAACGUCGACCGUAUUCGGUUAUGUCUGCGAUGGCUUCGCCGUUUGUGAUGCAAUAAGUUACAUGGACUGUAGCAAAGAUCAUAUUGCCAUUGCCUCGGCUAAGAUAGUUGGUUAAACUAUCUCGCUCCUCUGAACUGCAGCUUAUUUUGUAUUGGUACAAUAUUUUGACAUAGAGUUAAAAGUUACAAGUACAUUUAGA